UAUCGCCCACCGCAGCAUCACUUCACCCUGUGCUGGCAAGGAGAUCACAUCUAAGUCUCAGUCAUGCUGUCUUGCAAGUUCUUCCUCGUGGCGCUCUGUCUAGGUGUGGCAGCUGCAGAGGAAACCCCUAGGGAUAAACGUGGGUUCGCUGGGGGUUACGGCAGCGGUUAUGGCGGUGGCGGUGGCGGUGGUGGCGGCGCUUACGGUAACGGAGGCAGCUACCUUGUGGUAGGCGGCUACGGUCACGGAAAUCACGGACCCACCGCCGCCGACAUCGCCAACCAGGCUGCCUCUCAGGCUACCGCGGCUUUAGCUAGUCUUGGAACUGCAGCUCAUUCCGCAGCAGCAGGAGCCGCAGCAGGUGCCGCAGCUGCUUCUGCCGCUGCCUCACAGACAGCUCAGGCUGCCGCAGCCAACAGACACGCUCAGGCCGCACAGAUCACGCAGGCAGCACAAGGAGCACAGGCAGCAGCCUUCCAGGAGGCUUCACUGGCUGGUAAGGCCCACAAGGCAGAACAGGCAGCUAAGGUAGCCCACUCCAUGGCUCAAGCUCUGCUCAGUAACAUGGGCCAGGUCUCUGGUGAGACCAACGCCCUGGCCGGUCAAGCCACCAGCAGUCUGGCUGCCCAGGAGGGCGUCCUUAACUCGCAGAACUCCAUGGCGUGGCAGGCGCAACAGGCUGCCAACUCUCUGCGAACACAACAGAAUGUGGUCAUCAGCGACCUGCAAUCCGCUGCAGGUGCCGCCACACAGGCACAAGUCGCAGCGGCCAAAGCUCUCUCUAAGGCAAAAGGGGCUAACAACGGAGGGUUUGGGGGUUAUGGAGCAACACAUGGAUUUGGAUAUGGUGGAGGAUAUCACUGAAGUAAUAGAAGGAAACGCCUCUAAAGAAUCUGAGAAACUAUCAGAUGCAGAUUCGGUGGACCGUGUUAGUAGGAGCAGCAACAUGAAGAAUGUCAGUAGUAGGGCUUGCAGGGUUUUCUCGUACCAGUUACUCUUGUACACCGCUGCUUUAUUACAGUUAUUGUACAUAACCUCCCUGUAACGAAAAUAAUGGAGGGUUUAAUAAUAAAGAUAUGUAUGAAGAAA
Messenger RNA from Homarus americanus (American lobster), 1089 nucleotides. Its product is annotated as glycine, alanine and asparagine-rich protein-like. NCBI's taxonomy places the organism in Eukaryota, Metazoa, Arthropoda, Malacostraca, Decapoda, Nephropidae. The record is from RefSeq and is a predicted model, not a curated record. Bases 64 to 864 code for a protein of 266 amino acids. The transcript is spliced from 3 exons.